GGAGCCGGUAGUCUCUUUGGAAACUUCUGCGGGGGAAAGAGCUAGGAAGAGCUGCAAAGCGGCGUGGGGCUUUUCCUCUUUUUCGCUCCUUCUAAUUACCCUCUCUUCCGUUUGCACCCUUCUCCCGACUUCACGCAGAACCUGCGAAUUUCGAAGAGGUGGUUGCAGAGUGGGAGAAAAGAGGUGUUAGGGUUUUGGAUCUGGGUUUUUUUUUUUUUAAUUUUUAUUUCUUGAUUUCAACAUUUUCCCCUGUCCUUGCGGCUCCAGCCGCCACCUUCUACCUGUUCCGCGCAGCCGCGCGCCGCUAGCAGCUGAGGGUUAGAAAGGAGCCGGGUGUACUUUAGAUUUUAAACAAAAAUUUUUAAGACAAAUCCAUUUUUCCUCCCCCUACCCCUUCUCCUCCACAGCCUCCGAGCUCUUUAUUCCGGUGGUUGCUUUGGGGUGAACAAUUUUUGGCUUGUCCCCCUGCACUUCAGACCAGGUCGGGCGCGGGGGUUGCUUGUCCAGCCCCAGUCCCAGUGCGUGCACCUGGCGCUGCUCUUUUCCCCCCAACCUGUUGCAAAUCUUUAAUCCUCGUGGCUGGGACUGCUUGCAGGCACCCCAGCCCUCCAACUCUCCCCACAUUUUGCAGUUGUCUGGGGGAAGGCACCUGCUCUACCUGCCAGAAAUAUUUUUUUAAAAAAUUUUCUCCGGCACCCUCCUGGCCCCUUUGUCCCUGUACUCUCGCUCUCCUGCCCCGCCCCAAGGUAAAGGGAGAGACUCGGAGAAGAUGGUGCUCACCGCGGUCCUACUGCUGCUGGCCGCUUGUGCGGGACCGGCCCAGGGCCUGGGCUCCUUCGUGCACUGCGAGCCCUGCGACGAGAAAGCCCUCUCCAUGUGCCCCCCCAGCCCCCUGGGCUGCGAGCUAGUCAAGGAGCCGGGCUGCGGCUGCUGCAUGACUUGCGCCCUGGCCGAGGGGCAGUCGUGCGGCGUCUACACUGAGCGCUGCGCCCAGGGGCUGCGCUGCCUCCCACGUCAGGAUGAGGAGAAACCGCUGCAUGCCCUGCUGCACGGCCGCGGGGUUUGCCUGAACGAAAAGAGCUACCGCGAGCAAGUCAAGAUCGAACGAGACUCCCAGGAGCACGAGGACCCAACCACCUCUGAGAUGGCAGAGGAGACCUACUCCCCCAAGAUCUUCCGGCCCAAGCACACUCGCAUCUCCGAGCUGAAGGCUGAGGCCGUGAAGAAGGACCGCAGAAAGAAGCUGACCCAGUCCAAGUUUGUGGGGGGAGCUGAGAACACUGCCCACCCCCGGGUCAUCUCCGCACCUGAGAUGAGACAGGAAUCUGAACAGGGCCCCUGCCGCAGACACAUGGAGGCUUCCCUGCAGGAGCUCAAGGCCAGCCCUCGCAUGGUGCCUCGUGCCGUGUACCUGCCCAACUGCGACCGCAAAGGGUUCUACAAGAGAAAGCAGUGCAAGCCUUCCCGUGGCCGCAAACGUGGCAUCUGCUGGUGCGUGGACAAGUACGGGAUGAAGCUGCCCAGCAUGGAGUAUGUCGACGGGGACUUUCAGUGCCACACCUUCGACAGCAGCAACGUUGAGUGAUGCGUCCCCUCCCCAUCCUUCCCUCACCCCAUCCCACCCCCAGCCCCAACUCCAGCCAGUGCCUCCCUCCACCCUAGGACGCCACUCAUUUCAUCUCAUUUAAGGGAAAAAAAAUACAUAUAUCUAUCUAAUUGAGGAAACUGAGGACCUCGGAAUCUCUAGCAAGGUCUCAACUUUGAAAACGGCAACAGCGGAGAUGAAAAAAGCUAAGGAGACCCCCCCACCCCUUUAAAUGGUUUUCUUUCUGAGGCAAGUUGAAUGAACAGGGAAGGGAAGAGAGGAAGAAUAAGAAGAAAGGAAGGGAAGAAGAAUAUGUGUACAAGAGAGGGAAAGAUGAACAGAGUCAGGAAAAAAGGAGGAGGCAUGUGGGCAGGAAAGACAGACCAAGGCGCCGUGGCAGGAUUCACCUUUCACUUGCAGUCCCGGCCCGAGCUGGGGAGAUGUUUGCGCACUAGGAGUUGUGGCCCAAGAUGUAGUUGAUGACACACUUGGAGCCUUCCCAGUUUAGAUUGGUCACAGGGGGAGAAAGGCAAAGACAAAAAGGUGUCAGCGCCUCUCCUGGGUCUGUCUCCUUCUCCAGCCAGCAAUGUGGGCGACUCGAACCCUCCUUCCUCUGCUCACCCCAGUAGAGUGUUCUCUCCCCCCAAAUUUGUAAACACUAAAUGCAUUCCAUUCCUCUCAAAACAAAGCAAAUGAAUAACCGAGGGAUAUUAGAUAGAUAGGUUUUCCUAAGCGGACACAUAAAUAGUAAGCGUGUGUUCAUAUUUCCCUGUGCGAACUUUUAGAAAUUAACACGCACCCCAACAGUAGGAGGACUCGCUCCUCCAGGGUGACUAAAACUACAUGCAGAAGCAUGUGGUUUAAGCCCCUCAAUGCAUUUGAUUCACAACUAGCACAGCCCUCUGUGGGGGAGGAUAGGCUGAAAAAAAAAAUGCGGGCUUGUAUUUAUCUACAAGGCUCCAUGUAGUCAUAUAUAGGCAUAUAAAUCUAUUUUUUUCUUUUUUUUUUCCUUCCUUCCUUCCUUUCAAAGGUUUGCAUUAACUUUCUAAAGUAGUUCCUAUGGGGGCAUUGAGGAGCUUCCUCAUUCUGGGAAAACCAAGAAAAUUCAUAUUCUCCUAACACAACCCAUAACACCAGUUCUGCCUGCUCCCAUAAGUAGCAGACUCAACCCUUUGUGGGACACAGUGUUGGAUUUUUUCAUGAUUUCCCACAUGCACACGUGUUCCCACGCACCACCCAGCCGGGUGGCUGAGAGCACUCGGUGCGCACCCGCCAUGCUCCCCAGCACGUCCCUGCAGACCCUCCGGAAGUAACCAUCCCCGGAGCCCACGCUGAGCAAGCCUGUAAGGCCCAGGUUUCACCUAUUGGUCCCGCCCAGCCUUUCAAAGUCCUGUGGGCAGAGCCUGCGUUUUGAAAGCCUCUCUCACUCUUCACGCUGGCAGAGCAGGAGAGAGACUGAACUGAGAGGUAGGGGGAGGCAGAUGGAGGUGAAGAGGUUUCAGUACCGGGGGGCAGUAAAGGUGAUUGUUCAGGCCAGAGAGAUGGAGGAAGGCAACAGAGGGCCAGGAGGACAUGGGGCUAACAGCCCCAUCCUAGCUUUGAAGCAAAGCAACAAAAAGGGGGACAGAGCCAUGGGACACAUCCAUGGCUUCCCACCCAAUAACCCCUCUGGGAUUCAAGAGGAAGUAGAGAGGAAAAUGGGGGGACAGGCUGUAAAAGAGAAAUGAACUAACGCCAGGCCUUAGAGCCAGGGAAGAUGGGUCACCUUAGGAGGGCUCUAGACUUAGCAGCUAAACCGGAGUGAAGAUCCGUAGAUUGGCCAGGUUUUGAAGGGACAAGACUUUGUGCUCAGGUGCCCAUCUUCCUCCUGCGGUGAGGAGCUGAGGCCAGAGCAUCUUUUAAGCUCUUCAUUCACUCUGGCCAGUUCAGGCUUCCUCCCUGGGGUGGAGGUUGGAAGAAAGGCCCAGGCCAGCCAGGGAAUGGGUGCUCAGGAGUGCUGUUCUUUGGCAGCCUCACUUUGACCGAAGGACACUCCCCUUCUCCACCGACUUCCUCAGCAAAUGGGUGGCUUUGGAGCUGCCCCCUGAGGCUGGAGAUAGCCUGCCAGGAAAGGGGGCUUGAACACUGGCAAGGAGACCCCUUCUCACCGUGAACCCAGCUCUCUCCACUCUCUCCUGAUGGCAUGACACCGUGGAGACCACUCCACCACUGAAUUGGGGGCAAUGAAGAGGGACAGCAAAGAAGCAAAUCUGUGCCAGCUAGCAGAAAACUUGCAGCUGUGGAACCUGGGGGAUGUCUCCUACUCCCCUGGACAGGACAGUUGGCUGGGGAUGGGAGAGGUGGGAGAUCUUCACAGGACAGGGCCUGACGGGAAUGGCAGCCACAAGGACUUACCUGGCCUGCUGUGUCAGCGCACCCCAUCUCUCUGUGCGACUGUCCCCAGACCCCCAACUCACAUUUCAAUGCCGUAGGCCAGUAUCCUGAACCUUCCCCACUUCCUUCUUUCUGCCCAUCCUUCCUUUGGAUCUUGAGCAGUCAUCUAACUGGGAUCUGCCAAGUGGAUACUGGGGUGCCAUUCCCCCUAAGAAAAGACUGAGCCAGGAACUGCAUACCCCAUCCCCACCCCUCCCCAGGCCUGGACCUGGUUCCUGAGAGGGGAUAUCCCCCCACCGAUGUUUACUGGACUUUGCAUGGGCCUCUGCCCCUGACGCCGACUCCUUGCUGUCAGCCACGCGGUGGGGAUCAUGGCCUGUUUAACUCCACCAGUCUCUUUAGAUUUCCAAAGCUCAUGACGACUAAUCCACACCUGUGAGUCUCCAGGGUUUGCAGGGGGUGAUUCGGGUCACCUGGCCAAUCCCUAGAGGACACUGGGCCUUCAUGACAGGUGGAACUAAACCUCUCCAAGGGGAGGUCUGGCCUGAGCCCAGAGUGGAGAGACCACGGGGACAGAGUCACUGGGGGCGAUGGAGCCCGAGCCCUGGGCAGGGUGGGAGGGAAGGCAGGGUGGGGCGCUGCCAGCUGUGAAGUCCUGGGCAGCGUCCCCUGGAUGCCAGGCUGCCCAUUGGCCACUGACUGCUCACCUAGAGACCUUAGGCUCCAGCUUUUCUGUGGCCUCACGUCUAAAUGCUGCCCUGCCCCUGCAACAGGAGAUCUCUCCCCAUCUCCCUUUUGACUCCUGCCUCACGCCAGCAGUAUAGACCGCACCUGCUGCCCAGUGAUGGAGGGAGACCCAGCCAGGACUGAUCCUCCUCCCCCAGAGCUGCCCUACCCCGCCUGGCAAGACAGGGCAUCUGGGGAGGAAGAGAAUUAAAAGUUUCUCAGACAGCCAGGCCUGGACAGGCAGGCCUGGGGACAUUCAACCCUCACACGGGGGAGGAAGGGAGGCCCAGGAGGCCCUGUAGGUUCCCACCUCCUCUCCCCCUGCCCAUUUCCCCAUCACCACCUUGGUGGUCUCCAAGGUAACCCUGCAGGGUCAGCCUCCUCUGGGGUCCGGGAGAGAUGGGCCUCAACCUCCCUCCUCCCACCAUCUAGCUCUCUCGCAGCCACUAGGCUGCCAUGGCAACCGCCGGGCCCCUUGGGAGUGGGCACUGCUCUCCCUCUCCAUACGCUCAGCUGCCUAGAGGGCUCCAGCUCAGAAUGGGAACCUAGAGAGGAGUGGGCCAAGAAGAAGCAACAACCCUCUGGUCUCACAGAGGACAAUUUGGGCUUCCAAGAAAAAGGAGGCUACAUUUUAAGAAGUGGUGGGACAAGGGAAUGGGGUUUUACCUGCCAGCAACCUGGGCGUUGUACUGUCUUUAUUUUUGAAACCACUAAAGUGCAAGACACGUUUUGCACUUUUCUCCACUUUUUUUUCCUCUUAGGUUUUUGUGUCUUUUUUUAAACAUACUUUCUUGGUUUUCUCGUGGAGCAUAUAGUUUAGCCAUCUCCACAGACUCUGGCCUCCUCUCUUUAACUCCUUCUGGGUGGGGAAAGGGAGGUGGGAGGGCCACCGCCCCGCGCCCGUUCCCCCGCUUCUCUGGUCCCCGGACACCAGCCUGAGUCCCACCUUCCGCCACCACUGCCGUCACACAGUAGCCCACACGGAUAGACAGUUGUCAGACAAGAUCCUUCAGAUUCCGAGUUGCCUACCGGUUUGUGUUUUUGGUUUUGUUUUUUCUUUUUUUUUUUUUUUUAAGACAGCAAUAACCACAGCACAUAUUACUGUAGUUCUUGAUAGUUUUACGUACAUACAUACCAUAGCUCUAUUUUCUCCUCUUUUUUGUUUUCAACUUUUUUAAAGAAAAUAAAUGCUCAUAAUCUUUACUGGUGAAAAGGAUGGAUAAACAAACCAACAAACAAAAUCAGUUUGUGGUGGAAAAAAAAAAUGCGGGGGAAAAAAAAAUCAUCUGAAUGCGGAAGAACUCGCCUCCUGUUUAGCAUUUUGUACCUAAGGAAAUAAAAACGAAAAAAAAAACCACCAGAGGAUCUCACGUUUUAUUAAAAAGGUGAAGAUUGCUGUAUACUAUUUAUUCAACUUAUAAUUUAUGUUACUCCUUGAUCUUUGUCUUUUGUCAUGACAAAGCAUUUAUUUAAUAAAGUUAUGCAUUCAGUUAGCCUGCGUCAGCUUCCUCCGGGACCCAGGACUCUCCUCAGGCCAUGCUCCCGAGGGAAGGACAAAGGACCAGGUGGAGGCAGGACCCUGGGGAUGCCCCAGCCCCGCCCUCCCCUCCAGAACUUGGGUGUCCCCUUCUCCAUCCCUUCAGAACUGUUUCAAUGAGUUCAUGUACACCAUGCACUUAGAACAGCGAGUAGUCAAUGCAUGUUCAGCUACU
Pteronotus mesoamericanus is the source of this 6396-nucleotide messenger RNA. RefSeq names its product insulin like growth factor binding protein 5 (gene IGFBP5). Gene Ontology annotation, cellular component: extracellular region. Bases 770 to 1585 code for a protein of 271 amino acids. Gene Ontology annotation, molecular function: fibronectin binding; insulin-like growth factor II binding; insulin-like growth factor I binding. NCBI's taxonomy places the organism in Eukaryota, Metazoa, Chordata, Mammalia, Chiroptera, Mormoopidae. Gene Ontology annotation, biological process: regulation of insulin-like growth factor receptor signaling pathway. The transcript has 4 exons. The record is from RefSeq and is a predicted model, not a curated record.